UUGUAUCGUCUCUUUCUCGCGGGUUUCUCCGUGUAUGAGGUUAGCUUGUCCUACGCGGGAGAGGCAUUCUGAAGGUGUAGCAGUGCAAGCAUUCAGUGAAGAGUUGUGUAGGCGACGAAACAGUGUUGCUAGAUUCCGUAAUAGUAAUCCAUAUAAUUGAAAGGAAAACAGUGUAUAGUUGACAUGGGGAAAAUGUUGGAUGGAUUAUAUUCGAAGGAUUAUGAAGCAAUCACCUAACUCCAUCUGCGUCAACCUCUAAUUCAUUUCUAUAGGUUGAAUGAAAUUUGAUUUGUCUGAAAUGUCGAUUAAAUCAUAGUACUGUUUCUGGCGUUCAAUGAACAAAUAUUGCAACACUGUAAAGUAUCUUAUUCGUGGUAACGUGGGAUGAAUAGAGUGUAAACGGAAUGGCUCAGCACCAAAAGUUGCAUCGACGGGACCAACAGCAACCACUCGCAACCGGAGGAAUAACUGGAACUAUCACGACCGCAUUUGUAGAAGGUGGCAUUCAGCAAAGUAACAACGAAAAGCGCAAAUAUAGCCUGUUAGAGUGUGAUAGUGAUGAAGAUGAUUUCGCUGGAUUCGAUGAGGACGCCGCUCGCAGCGGUAAUGGAAUUUUGAAUUCGAAAAAAUCGUCAAUCUUAAUUUCCGCACUUGCGAAGUUGAAAACUGAAGAACCUGAACCCGAUUAUUCCUCGUCGACGGAAACAGCUUCGAAAGGCGUUCCUGCUUGUGGUGAGGAUUCAUUCACGGAAUCAUUAGAAAAACAGGAUGAAAUGGAGUCGAUCGUGAGUAUGGGAUCGACAGGAGCAGGAAUAUUUGAACCAAGUGGCAAGGGGACAGCGAUGAUGAUAAUGGCGACCGGACAAUCCAAACGAAAAGUUGCUGUACCCGUAGUAGCCCAGGGUGAUGCAUACAAGCUGCCAUUCAAAUAUGGCUGGAAAAGGGAAUUGGUAUACCGCGCCAACAUGGAUGGUAACAGCAAAGACAAAGGUGAGGUAUACUAUAUAACUCCGGCAGGUAAAAAGUUACGCACAAGGAAUGAUAUUGUUAUGGCUCUACAUGAUGGAUUAACAAUGGAUAAUUUCACUUUUAUAAAAGAUCCUGUUGGCGGCUCACCGGACGAAGAAAUCAUAAGGAGCGCAAAGUCGUAUGGAACCGCUCCGAGACGUUCGAUCAGUUCAAACCUUCCCCCUGCAGUAGAAUCGCCAGUUGAAAGUAACCUUGGAAAACGCAUUCCGAAGCCCAAAAUGCCAAAAGGAGCCAGUCCACCUCCGCCGGCAUCGCUAGCGCGAUCUGCGCUUGGUCAAUCGCGAACACCGCCUUCUUCGCGAUCAAACUCUCAAACGUCUCCAAAAUCAGGCGCACUUACGACUUCCAUACGUGGCUCUUCAGUUGGAGCUUCUGGGCCAAAAAUCAGUGAAAACUCACCAAUUGGAAUGAAGAGUACAAAGCUGAAAAACAAAGUCGAAACUUGUACAAUUCAAUGUAUACCAGCGAUGGGUAUGAUUCCUCAGCUCCAGUGCAUAUCUUGUCUAUGCAUGUAUCAUCCAGAGUGUGUUGAAGCAACAACCGCCGAGAUUUUGGCUCGCCGAUUUACUUGCAAGAUAUGUCUGGAUGAAAAACCAACCGUUCCAGAUUUCGAGAUUCUGCCGGCGAUUGGUAAAGUGGCUGCCAAUUCCACAUCUCCAACAAUGCCAUUAGGUAACCAAGCUCUGAGCAAUGGUAAUGCUUCUGCACCACCAACUAUCGAUAAGCAAAAGAAGCCUACGCCACCACAAGAACCGCCUAAAGUUGGCCCCGGAACACCAAAAGUAGGAGGAAAAGUGGCUCCAACACAAGACGUAAUAGUUGUGGGCAACCACCAAUUUAUAGUUGUUCCAAAAGGCAAAGUAUCAUCAACAAGGGCUAGAAAACAAUCGAAGCAUCAGUCUCAACAACAUGAAUCACAACAGGCGUCACAAACCUCAACACAAUCUUCAGUACCGGAUGAGACGAAAAAGCCUGCUGGCAGUGUGAAACCUAUUAUCGCUCAGAACAACAGUCGCAAUUUCAUUGCCGCAGACUUGGCGGCUAUUCGAAAUGAUACCACGAUGAAGGUAUCAUCACGAGCCGCGGGAGUGGAGCAAAACCGGAUGUUCGCAUCGAACUUUUUCUCCAAUGUGUCGAUUGGUUACGACGUGCUUCAACAAACUUUCCAGUACCUCAAAGUACAGGAGCUCUUACGCGCUAGCUGUGUAUGUAGAAUGUGGAACCAAGUGGCAAACCAUCCCAGGUUCUGGAAAACAGUUCGCAUGAAGAACUCGCACGUUAAUGAUUGGGCUGGACUUGCGGACACAUUACGGAAAAAUGGCACUAAACAUCUAGAUUUGAGAAAAAUGCUGAUUUCCGGAAAUAGCGAUCAGAUGUGGCAAGAUUUCACAGAUAAUAUUUGUUCAGUGGAAAAUCUCGAGAGAAUUGAUCUUUGUCGUUGCUCUUCUACAGUGGUCGGUAACUUAAUGAAAUCGAACCCAGGGCUGAAAGUAAUCAAUGCUUUGGCGAUCAAAAACGAUCCUCUGGAUUUCUCUAAUUUCGAGCACGGAAAAAGUUUACAAGAGCUAAGAAUAAAAUCUACAACAGCAGUCUCGCUGGAGAACGACCUUUCACAGCUCGCGUAUAUGAGCAGUUUGCGUCAUCUCUCUUUAACGUCAAUUCUAAAAUUAGGCUCUACUUCAACCGAGGCUCUAGGAAACCUUGUGAACCUAGAAUCUCUCGAGUUAGGGGAAUGCACAGAAUUAGGUAAAAAUUUCGCAAAUAUUCUCCUCAAUUUUACUAAACUGCAGCGAUUACGGUUGGAAAAAGGACAGGAAAAUUUCAACAUGUUUGCGGUACUCGAUAGCGUUGCAAAACUACCAGUCCUCAGUCAGUUGGAGUUGAUAAACUGUGACGUAAAAGUUGGUUUCGAUAAACACAUAGACCAAUGUAGUAAUAUCCGGAAGUUAUUACUUAUUCCAACAUAUGUGUCACAAUCUGCAGCAACGAAUCAUAUGGUGCUUAGUGGUGUAGCAAGGCUUCGGGAAACUCUUGACACUUUCCUUUGGACGGUGACCAUGGAAUUAUUGCGUGUGACCGAACUCUACAUCGACCAGUGUGAUACGAAGAAUCGCGACGAGAAAAAGAGUCCUGGUGAAAGUAUACCGAUACUGAAACCCGUACCAGGAGUGGACGAAAUUCCGUUAGCGACUAGUGCAAAUCCUUCGGAUACACCGGCCCAGGUUGAAAUUGUUCCAAUUACUAUGGUCAACAAUAUUCUCGAUCGAUCUUUACCGAACACUAAACUGAAGAUUCUAAAGAUUCCAUUUGCAAGCACUUGGAAACAAGGCAUGAUUGAACUACCUUGACUUCAGUGAUCUCGACAAAAAUAAUAAAUAUAAUGCCGAAAUUAAAUUUCGUAUCGUUUUAAAUGCUAUAAUUUAGGUCAGCUAUUCACUACAAUGAAAUGUGAAAGACAAUUGAUCAUAAGGGAUAGAAUAUUCUCAUAACAUGAAAAUGGGAAGUGUACAGAAAAUAAUAUUGUAUUUACGAUUUUUCCACUAAGAAACUCAGUUUAGCAAUCUGUUAAGCCAAUUAGUAUCGUUAUGCUUUAGAAGGCAGCUCCAAUGCAAACAUUUAUUGGACGUUGUUUAUUAUUUUUCGUAAUAUUGUUAAUAUUUACAAGAGACACGCUUUUAACUUUGAACUAAUUUUACGCCAUACAUCAUCAACAAACUUGUAAUCUGAAUAUAUCGUUUAUUUCAUAUCAAAAUUUGAUUUGGCGCUGUAUAAAGUUUCCCGUAGUAUCUAUUCCAUUUCCAUCACGCGCAAAUAUUUUACGUGGUAGUCAGUAAUUAUCAUACAAUAUACGGUUAAGAAUGUAAUGAGAGUAUUUAGA
This is a messenger RNA of Toxorhynchites rutilus septentrionalis, 3907 nucleotides long. RefSeq lists its product as uncharacterized. The transcript is spliced from 10 exons. Bases 405 to 3377 code for a protein of 990 amino acids. The record is from RefSeq and is a predicted model, not a curated record. Gene Ontology annotation, molecular function: protein binding; DNA binding. Lineage: Eukaryota; Metazoa; Arthropoda; Insecta; Diptera; Culicidae.